UCCGGGACCAACCUGUAUAACAUGAUUAACAUCAUAGCAUUGCUUGCAUGUGCCCCCAUGGCGGUUGCGCAACCAACUAUGCAUAUGCAAUGCCGGUGCUUUUACGGGACGUUUCCCGAUGGAGGUACACGCGUAAUCUUAGAUCAGAUAGGAGUGAACAGACAUCGAGUCAGUUAUUGUCCGACGCGGCAUGAACAUGAUCAGAACAUCUUCUAUACGCGAUCGCGUACUAGGAAGGGGGAAAGAAUAGCCCGACAGCAGGUCCUCAAGCCGACACCCCGCGAGAAGAAUCGGCAACAAAGUCGGGUAGGUAGUUAUAUAAGGCAGAAUGGUGACUUCCCAAACGCUCUGUUCCGUCGUUGAGCAUCUGUCACGGUCUCUUUCCAUACACAACUUACACUGGACAACAACGUUUCUUCCUCAGCCUAGGUACGCAAGAUGCCUUUCAUCGACGUCGACGACCAACAGGGAUUGGAGCCGAUUGCCAUUGUUGGCAUGGCUUGUCGUCUGCCAGGGUCCAUUGACACAGCGGCCAAAUUCUGGGACACGCUACGCGAGAAACGCUCCGUCAGAACACCCAAGGUCCCGAGCAACCGUUUCAACAUCGAUGCCCACUAUCACCCUGACAAUGCACGCCCUGGUUCCUACUCGUCCCUCGGCGGCUACUUCCUCGAUGGGAACCCCGUCGACUUUGACCCUACCUUCUUCAACAUGACCCCUGUCGAAGCCCAAUGGCUGGAUCCCCAGCAGCGCAAAAUGCUCGAGGUGUGCUUCGAAGUCUUCGAAAACGCCGGUCUACGGUUAGAGGACCUAGCAGGAUCGAAAACCGGCGUAUAUGCGGCAAGCUUCACUAGCGACUAUCAGCAGAUGUCCAUCUUCGAACGCGACUUUCGCCACAAUUAUGCGGCUACGGGCGUGGACCCCGGGAUUAUUAGUAACCGGAUUAACAACGUCUUCGAUCUUCACGGUCCUAGCUGUCUGAUCAACACUGCUUGCUCCUCAGCGUUGUAUGCUAUACACAACGCUUGCCACGCGCUUCGCUCUCGGGACUGCGAUGGCGCUGUCGCCGCCGGCAGCAACUUGAUCAUGAUGGUCGAUCAGCAGAUGAAUACGGCCAAGCUGGGCGUUUUGUCUCCCACCUCGGAGUGCCACACCUUUGACGAGAGCGCCGAUGGCUACGGCCGCGCCGAGGCUGCCGGUGCGCUGUUCCUCAAGCGCCUGUCCGAUGCGGUGAGGGACAAGGAUGUGAUACGGGGCGUGAUUCGCACAUCAGCCGUCAACACCAACGGGAAGGUGGAGGGGAUGGGCAUCACCUUCCCCAAUGCGCUCGGGCAGGAGCGCGUUCUCCGCCAGGCCUACGAGACGGCUGGCCUGGAUCCGACUGAGACGGCCUACCUCGAGUGCCACGGAACAGGCACCCCAGCCGGCGAUCCUGUCGAGGUGAGAGCCGUUGCCCGGGGCAUGAACGACACGCGAAGCAGGGAGAAGCCCCUGAUCCUGGGCGCGGCCAAAGCCAACAUCGGCCACAGCGAGGCGGCCUCGGGCAUCUUUGCCACCAUGAAGGCCGCCCUCGUCACCGAGAAGGCCGAGAUCCCCGGCGUCUAUGGCUUUCGGAAGCUGAACCCCAACAUCAAGGAUAAGGAGUGGAAUGUGCAGAUCGCCAAGGACCUCACGGCCUGGCCGGCUGGAUUCGACGUCCGCCGGGCCAGCGUCUCCUCGUUCGGCUACGGGGGGACGAAUGCCCACCUUGUCGUCGAAGCCGUCGAGAGUAUGGUCCCCUUUUACAACUGGCACGGAGAGACCAAGGUAGCCGCCAACUACACGUACGACCGAGAGAGCCUCGACAGGCCGUUCCUGCUCACCAUGAGCGCACACGACCAAAAGACGCUGCUCCGUAACAUUGGGGCCCACCAGGCUAUCGCGUCUGAAUAUUACGUCCCCGACUUGGCCUACACGCUGAACGAGCGAAGGACCCGAUUUUCCGGCGCCCGGGGAUACACGGUUGUCUGGCCUGGCGAAGAGGCCGCGGCAUUUGUGCCCGACCGUUUCACCUUCAGUCGGAAGGCGGCGCCGCCGCCGAAGGCCGCCGCGUUCGACCUCGGCUUCGUCUUUACGGGCCAGGGGGCGCAGUGGGCUCGCAUGGGAUGCGAAUCCAUGCGGCAAUUUCCCCUAUUCAGGGAGACCAUCGAUGCCCUGCAACGGGUCCUGAAGCGUGUCGUGGAGCCUGGCCACCAGUCAGCGUGGUCUCUGCGAGACGUUUUGGAGGCACCAGACGAGUCUAGCAUUGUCGGUCAGCCCGACGUCUCCCAGCCCGCCUGCACCGCGGUCCAGAUCGCCAUGGUAGACCUUUUCGCGUCGUGGGGGAUCACGCCCGCCGUUGUCGUGGGCCAUUCGUCCGGCGAGAUUGCGGCGGCCUACGCGGCAGGUCGCAUCUCGGCCCCGGAAGCGAUUCUUGCCGGUUACUUCCGCGGCCGUGCCGUGGCCCACGCGGCUCCGCCGGGUACCAUGUUAGCCGUGGGCCUGGGGGCCGGUGAGGUACAGGAUUAUAUUGAUCUUCUCCCGCCGGAAGUCGCGGACCGGAUUGCUAUUGCUUGCGAGAACUCCCCUGACAGUACAACGCUCAGCGGGCGUAGCGAGGAUAUCAUCGAGCUGAAGAAGACAUUCGACCAUGCCGGCAUAUUCGCCCGGCAACUAAAGACCGGGAAGGCAUACCAUUCUCCCCACAUGGCCGAUGUCGCGCCGUUAUACGAGAGGCUCUAUGCCGCCGCCCACGCGAACUUGCGGGGUUCGGACUUUGCCUGGCGACAGGCACCCACGAGCAUGGUAUCCUCGGUCACAGGGUCCGAGGUCCAAGAGUCGGAGCUGUCCAUCUCAUACUGGUGUGACAACUUACGCAAUCGCGUUCGUUUCAGCACGGCGGUGCAAGCCCUCGCCGAGAAGCCCGAGCUAGCCCACGUAAAGGUACUGGUCGAAGUCGGACCGCACACGGCGCUGAAGGGGCCGGUCGAGCAGAUCAUCGCGAACCGGUUCGACUUGCAGUAUGUGGGAUCAAUGGUCCGAGGCAAGAAUGACGCCGUUUGCCUGCUAAACACGGCUGGCGAGCUGUUCCUCCGUGGAUACGACGUCCAGUUUGAUGCCGUCAACCGGAUGGUGGGGGGCUCUCGGUCCAUCGUCGGCCCCAAGGGCGGUUCACACCGUCAAGGCCACUGCCUCGUCGGCCUACCGCCGUACCAGUGGAACUACGAGCGGACGUAUUGGCACGAACCGCGGGCCAUUGCCGACUUGCGCACGUCGAAGCAGCCACGCCAUGAUAUCCUGGGCCGCCGCAUCUUCGGGCUGUCCGACCGGGCGCCGGUUUGGAAGAACAUGCUGCGUCAGCGCGACGUCGCCUGGUUUCCCCACCACACGCUGGGGACCGACGUGGUGUUUCCUGCCGCCGGCCACGUCUCGCUCGCCAUCGAGGCCUUGCUGCAGCAGCUGGACAGGGAGCCGGCCACGCUCGGGGGCGUCCGACUGGCCAACGUGGACAUCCGCAAAGCCCUCAUCAUUCCAGAGUCGGAUGACGGGAUCGAGGUGCACACACGACUUCAGGCGCACGAUUCCGGCGGCUGGUACACCUUCACCGUCGAGUCCAUCUCGGCCGGUGGGGUCUGGACCCAACACAGCGCGGGCCAGAUCCGGGCGAAACAGGCUCACGACGGGGCCGCCGACCUUGAGUGCCCGUACCAGCCGAGCCAGCUCCAUCGGCGCGUGUCCCCCAAGCGCUGGUACCGGUCCCUCAACCGCGUCGGCUUCCGCUAUGGCACGAGCUUCCAGGCCAUGACGCGCUCGGUCCGGGCCGACGGGAGGCACCGCUGGGCCUCGUCGGGCAUCAAGGUGUGCACGAGGCAGACGGACCUCGAGUCGCGCUACCUCUUGCACCCCUCCACCAUCGACGGGUGCCUCCACGUCGUCAUCGCCGCCGCUCACAAGGGCCUGCACAAGGAGAUGGCAUGGGGGGUGAUCCCGCUCAGCAUCGAGGACAUGUCCAUCGCCUUCCCCUCCGAGGCGGCGGGCGACCUGCGCACCGACGCCACCUGCACCGCCUGGGUCGACGACGACGCCCACAGCAGCCGGCAUUUCUGGGGCCACGCGCAGCUGCAGAGCGAAUCGGGCUGUCUGAUGGAGAUCCGUAGCCUCAAGAUGGUGGCGUACGAGGCGGCCGUGCCCCUUUCGUCUGUCGAGCCGGGACCGCGUGAGCCGUACCGCGUCGUGACAUGGAAGGAGUCCGAAGAGGCCCAGAGGCUGCUUCAGGCGGGAAGCAGCGAGAGUGUUGUCGGGCACGUCGCCGUACUGGCGCCGGAGAAGCACUCGGGACUCGGGCAGGCGGUGGGGGGGACCCUGUUGCCACUGGCCUCGUGCACACCCGACGACUUGGCGCGCUUCAGAGGCAUCGUUAUCGACGAUGCCGACGGCUCUGUCCUCGAGCGGGCGACCGAAGAGACCUGGGCUUCGCUGCAGCGCAUCCUCCUCCAGACGGCCAAGGCCAUUGUCUGGGUGACCCGGGGCGCCAACGAGGGCAGCUCGCUCAGCAGCGGUCUGCCUCAGGGAUUCUUGCGUGCCGUGCGCUCUGAAUCCCCCACCACGAGGAUUGCCCUGGUCGACGCCGACAUGGAGUCCCCUACCAGCGCGGUAGCUGCACUAGUUCUGAACCAGCUCGCCACCUUCGCGGCUCCGAACUACCCAGGCGACGGCCAACCCGACGUGGAAUUCUGGCUGACCGAGCACUCUCACCUGCUUGUACCCCGGCUGGAGCCACACAACGACCUGAACCGGAGUUUCUACGGCCAGGCCCAGGUGCAAAGUGCCGGCUUCCUGUCUUCCGGAGACAGCUAUACCGGCCGAGCGGAAGACGACCGGCUUGUUUGGGAAGAGGCGCCGGUAGCCAAGGACCUCGGACCCCGGGAGGUCGAAGUCAGGGUGGAGCGUGCCGAGUUCACCCCGGGCGACCUGGCGAGCCGCCCUGAGAAAGCCGGCAUGCGUCUUGUCACCGGCACCGUUGUUCGCGCCGGCCGCGCUCUCGACGAGGCCGCCCUGACGGGCCGGCUGGUGGUGGCCUAUGUGGACCGCAAACCCGGCGAGUUCUUGCGCACGCAUGCCACGACGUCCGCUUUUGCGGCCCUCGGCGGCGACCGCGCGGACAGGCCCGACCUCCUGGCCUCGCUGUCGCAGGUGGCCAAGGCAGUAGACGCUCUCGCGCUGACCAGCGACCAGAGUCUCGGCGGGCAGCAGCGCGUGCUUGUCCUCACCCAGGCUCCCGUGAAGGGGCGCGCCGCCUCGCCGUUCCACGACGCCCUCGUGCGACUGAGCGCCCAGCUUGGCUUCGAACUCGUCACCGUCGACGACGGGGCCAGCCGAGGCGAAAUAAGACGGCGCGUGUCCGCGGCGCAGACGGUCAUCGUGGCUGGGGCGCCCAAUGUCGAGGCGGUGCAGGCUGCGUGGCAGGCCACGCCGUCAGGGUCCUCUUUUGCCUUCGGCGAUGGCGCCUCGGUCGACACGUACGGUCCCUUGGACGUGCGCCCAUUUGCACGAGGCGUUGUGCUCCGGGCCUGUGGCACAGAACCCCGGCGGGUCUUGGAGGUCACGGCGGCGCUUUGGCACCGCUCUAGCGACCUCGACCACGCCAGCGGCUAUAUCUUCAACGUUGGGGAGGUUUCGAACUCCCUCGAGGCGGCCAAGAAAGACGUUGGCAAAUCCGCCGGCGCGAACAUCUUGGAACUGAGCUACGGGGAUAUAGAGGUUCCGACACGCGAAUGCACAAGCCAGCAUGUGCAGUUUUGCCCCACAAGCGCCUACCUGCUCGUGGGCUGCCUGGGCGGUCUCGGGCGCAGUCUCACGACCUGGAUGCUGGAGCACGGUUGCAGGAACUUCUGCUUCCUUUCGCGGUCCGGGGCCACGAGCACCGAAGCCCAAGACGUACUCGGGCGGCUCGAGGCGGCCGGGGCCUGCGUCCGCGUCUUCCGCGCCGACGCCGGCGACGAGCAGGCCGUCGCCGAGGUCGUGAGGAGCAUCGCGGCCGAGCAGCCCAUCCGCGGCGUUGUCCACGCUGCCAUGGUCCUCCGCGACGGCCUCUACGAGAAUAUGUCCCUGGCCGCGUACCAGGCGGUGCUGCGGCCCAAGAUGCAGGGCGCGCUGGCGCUCGACCGGGCCCUCGGCAACACGCCACUCGACUUCUUUCUGUUGACGAGCAGCAUCUCGGCCGUCCUGGGCAACCCGGGCCAAGCCAACUACUGCGCCGCGAAUAGCUUCCUCGACGCCCUCGCCCUGGACCGCCGCCGCCGUGGCCUCGCCGGCUGCUCCCUCGCUCUGCCGGCCGUCGAGGACGUCGGCGUCGUCGCAGAGAACACGGCCGUCGCCGAGGCGCUGGGACGCAAGAUGCCCUUCGCCAUCGACGAGAAGGAGAUGCUCGCCGGGUUCGCGGCCGCUAUGAUGCAUGGUAGGCCGCAAGCAGAGGCCACGCGCGCUGUCACGCUCGGCGACGCCCAGCUUGUGCUCGGUCUCGAGCCCGAGGCCAUGUUGCGGGCGAUGGACGACGACGGCGUGGACCUCGCCGACGCCUUCUGGCAUCGCGACGCGCGCAUGGCUUCCGUCCGCGCCGCCAUCGAAGCCAAGCGCCAGGAGCGCGGCGCGGGCGCCCGCACCAACGGCGAGGAACGCUCCUUUGCCUCUACGCUUGAGGGCCUGCCCCAGGACGAGAUGGUGCAGGCGCUGGCCCUCCACAUCGCCAAGCGCACCGCUCGCAUCUUGGGCCUCGAGCUCGACACUUUCGAGACGGAGGGCGCGUCGGUUGCGAGCUAUGGUGUUGACUCCAUGAUCGGCGUGGAACUACAACGAUGGAUAUUCACCGAGUUCGGUCAGAAGAUUAGCGUUUCGACCUUGUCUGAUCCUUCCACUACCUUUUCUAGUCUCGCAGGGUCGGCCGCCGAGCACAUGGGGUUGCUAGGGAAGGAGGAAUGACGGUUUCCGGAUCACAUCUGGGUUUCCCGCGCGGCUCAGUGUUUUGGUUCAUUUUGGUCUUUUGUUUCCGCGCGUAGGUUCCUUCAAAUAAAAUUCACUUAUAAUAUAAUCAUGAGCUUUUAAAUUCCGUACCACUUCCAAG
Messenger RNA from Chaetomium fimeti, 7138 nucleotides. RefSeq names its product putative polyketide synthase. Gene Ontology annotation, molecular function: fatty acid synthase activity; 3-oxoacyl-[acyl-carrier-protein] synthase activity. The transcript has 4 exons. The coding region runs from base 439 to 6996 and encodes 2185 amino acids. Gene Ontology annotation, biological process: fatty acid biosynthetic process; secondary metabolite biosynthetic process. The record is from RefSeq and is a predicted model, not a curated record. NCBI's taxonomy places the organism in Eukaryota, Fungi, Ascomycota, Sordariomycetes, Sordariales, Chaetomiaceae.